Molecule: messenger RNA, 4788 nt
Organism: Symphalangus syndactylus (siamang)
Lineage: Eukaryota; Metazoa; Chordata; Mammalia; Primates; Hylobatidae
Gene: NPY5R
Product: neuropeptide Y receptor Y5
Biological process (GO): chemical synaptic transmission; G protein-coupled receptor signaling pathway
Cellular component (GO): neuron projection; plasma membrane
Molecular function (GO): peptide YY receptor activity; neuropeptide binding; pancreatic polypeptide receptor activity
Source: RefSeq, a predicted model, not a curated record
UGUCUUAGGAGUCCCAAGUGACCUUUAACUUUUACCUUUAUAGAUAAACUUUCGUUUGUAACUGAUAAUGAACUGUAAUAACAGGGCAAUAGCCAGUUUAAUUUUGUAACAUGCAUAAACUCCAACUUAAUUUCCCAAAUGAGCAUUUUAUAAAUAGUGAGUAGGAAAAAUACAUAAAACAGAGGUGGACAUUACUAUUUCUGUUCUGGUAUUCUCCUUUGCUAAAAUAUUACUCCAUAAAAUAAAAAUAAAAUUAUUAUGUUCCACAAAGAGUAAUGAUGAUCAGUCUCAAAUCCCCCCUGGGAAAUUUAAAGGUAAAAACACAGUUAUCUUCAUAUCUUCCUCUUUAUGUAGCAUAUUGCUUAAAUUUGUAAAUUUAUAAUUUCCUCAAAACAAAAAAAACUCUCAAUAACUUGUCCACUCCAGGUGUCCUUAAUACUGUGUAUUGUCACGUGUAUUUAAAGAAGAAAUGCCAACUCCCUUUUUUGAGACUUGCUUGUUUGUGGGUGCAGUGGAAAGGGAAAAUAGCCAGGUUAAUUAGAAUCUUUGUAUCAAUGGCAGGUGGCCUUUUAUUUUCAACACUCUAAUAACAGUGACUUCAACCUAAAGGUUCCUAUCAUCAAAAUAGAAAACAAAUUUGUGGAAAAGAAAAAGUAAGAUUUGUUUUAUACUUUCAAUAUACAGAAGCCUGUAGCAUAGACUAGUGUUUUGAAAGUCACAAUGGGGUUCACUUGGAAGUUGUUUUAAAGACAAUGUGUAUUUGAAGUGUACAUGUUAUGACUGUGCAAGAGACGGAAGGAUAGAAAUUUAUGUGGCAAUGUGUACUGCAUUAACCACAGAGACGGUGGAGUUAAGAAAGUCUGAAAAACAAGCCUUAUUUUCUCAAGGUCAUCCCUUCUUGACACUUUCAUCCCCUGCUCCUUACUGCAGAAUCCCAGGUGCCUGCUCAGACGGCCUAUUCUGUUAAGCUUUUGGGGAGAAUAUAUUAAUAUUUCAGAAAUAACACACAGAAGAAUAAAACAGGAACUGUGUUUACUUGAGUUCUUUAAAAGCUCUUGGAUGACUCUUUGACUGAUGAAAUGGCAAUCUAUACAGAUCCCCUGAGUAUUGAAUGCUGAAAUUCAGCAGAAAGGGCACACAAAAAAUUUUCUUUGACCUCUGGUGUAACAGCGAUGUCUGCCCCAGAUGUUAGAAUUACAAGUCACAUUGCUCCCAAGGGGCACAGUUCUCUUUGGUUUAUCCCACAGGACUCUACUCAGCAGGAGAUGCUGUCUGUUACAUAAUAGUUCUCAGUAUUAAAGGGUACAAUAACUACACCCUUCGUCAUGGUAAAGCUAUGUCCAAAGACACAUGGACAUCUACCCAAUGUCUCUUUUCUCCCUUCUCUCCCUCUCUCUCUCUCUCUCUCUCUCUCUCUCUCUCACACACACACACACAUACACACGCGCGCGCGCCUAAAGUACCUGCCAACUAAUGAUUAGCUAAAAAUAAAGCAAACCUGCGCAAUACAGAUUUGGAAACAUUAGGGAUGGAAAUCGUGUUGAGAAGGAACAGAAGGACAGGUUUUUUCUUCUUCUUUUGUGUGGGCUUUUUUCUCGUCUUUUUUUUUUUUUUUUUAACCUAUGACAAUUCGUUUUUAGCCCUUUGUCUUCUCUUUGCUAUUGAAUAUAGCCUUGAGCAGCGUUAAUUUCAUUUCAGCUUCACUCUCCUGCUCCUGCCACUUGCCCACACCCACAGCUGCCACUCCUCGGAGUGGGGAAACUUCCCUUCUAUUCUGCUGGGCUCAUUACCGCAGACUCCGUUGCCUCUCCUGAACAUUGGGUCAGCCUCCCCACCUCCACUCUUCCUUACUUCAAAAAGGUGCAAAGGAAGAGCAGUGUUUUGUUUUUCUUUUUUCUUUCUUCUUUUCACCACACCACCCCCCACCGUCCCCCACCGCAAACAAAGAUAAAACCUGAGACUCGAAGCUUGUCCUCAGGAAUACUAAGAACUUAGGGGCACAGCCAUCCUCACACCAGUCCAAGACUUCUCAGAGUUCAUUACACAGGGCUGGGGGCUGGACCGGCAAAACUCGAUUUGCCCAUCAAGUUAACUUGGUCGGCCUUGGACCCGAGGCCAGGGUGAAGGGACGACAACCCGGGGCCCUGUGGCUUCUCCCUAGAGCGCCCAAACAGCGGCGUAGGUCUGGGAUGCCCCCGGCCCCCGGCUUUGGAAGAGGCUGGCGCGGAGCAGGCGCCUUGGAGCAGGGUCUCGGGGGUCCCCGGAACAGUCACGUGUUCUCGAGACGCCGUUAAACCCCCGCCUCCUCUUCCCCACCGCCGCCUCCAGGUCCUGCUCCUGCUGCUGCCGCCACCGCCGGGGUGCAGGAGUGAUCGCGCUGGGCCGCGCUCCCGGGAGCCCAGGGCCUGCAGCGGCCGGGGCGCCCCGAGAGAUCAAAGUUCGGUGUUUCAGCCUGAAAAUUCUGAUGAUGGGAGAUACAACUAAUACAAAAGAGAAUGAGUAAAUAUAGUAACUAGGUAUGACAAAAGUCUCACGAGGUCUGCUCAUCGUGUUUUUCAGGAAAAAGGAAGGGAAAGGAGAGGUCUAACCACAUGGAAUGGAGAAAAAUCUGAAUUUUAGACUCAAAACUACAUUGUUUCUAUUACCACAAAUUGUGCUGCAUCUUCUCUUUCUUCAAAAAAUUUUGGACAGCAAUUUUACACUAAGUGGUACAAGGAAAGGCUCAGUAACAACUGACCUGCCACAAAGUUAGAAGAAAAGGAUUGAUUCAAGAAAGACUAUAAUAUGGAUUUAGAGCUUGACGAGUAUUAUAACAAGACACUUGCCACAGAGAAUAAUACUGCUGCCACUCGGAAUUCUGAUUUCCCAGUCUGGGAUGACUAUAAAAGCAGCGUAGAUGACUUGCAGUAUUUUCUGAUUGGGCUGUAUACAUUUGUAAGUCUUCUUGGCUUUAUGGGGAAUCUACUUAUUUUAAUGGCUCUGAUGAAAAAGCGUAAUCAGAAGACCACGGUAAACUUCCUCAUAGGAAAUCUGGCCUUUUCUGAUAUCUUGGUUGUGCUGUUUUGCUCACCUUUCACACUGACGUCUGUCUUGCUGGAUCAGUGGAUGUUUGGCAAAGUCAUGUGCCAUAUUAUGCCUUUUCUUCAAUGUGUGUCAGUUUUGGUUUCAACUUUAAUUUUAAUAUCAAUUGCCAUUGUCAGGUAUCAUAUGAUAAAACAUCCCAUAUCUAAUAACUUAACAGCAAACCAUGGCUACUUUCUGAUAGCUACUGUCUGGACACUAGGUUUUGCCAUCUGUUCUCCCCUUCCAGUGUUUCACAGUCUUGUGGAACUUCAAGAAACAUUUGGUUCAGCAUUGCUGAGCAGCAGGUAUUUAUGUGUUGAGUCAUGGCCAUCUGAUUCAUACAGAAUUGCCUUUACUAUCUCUUUAUUGCUAGUUCAGUAUAUUCUGCCCUUAGUUUGUCUUACUGUAAGUCAUACAAGUGUCUGCAGAAGUAUAAGCUGUGGAUUGUCCAACAAAGAAAACAGACUUGAAGAAAAUGAGAUGAUCAACUUAACUCUUCAUCCAUCCAAAAAGAGUGGGCCUCAGGUGAAACUCUCUGGCAGCCAUAAAUGGAGCUAUUCAUUCAUCAAAAAACACAGAAGAAGAUAUAGCAAGAAGACAGCAUGUGUGUUACCUGCUCCAGAAAGACCUUCUCAAGAGAACCACUCCAGAAUAGUUCCAGAAAACUUUGGUUCUGUAAGAGGUCAGCUCUCUUCAUCCAGUAAGUUCAUACCAGGGGUCCCCACUUGCUUUGAGAUAAAACCUGAACAAAAUUCAGAUGUUCAUGAAUUGAGAGUAAAACGUUCUGUUACAAGAAUAAAAAAGAGAUCUCGAAGUGUUUUCUACAGACUGACCAUACUGAUAUUAGUAUUUGCUGUUAGUUGGAUGCCACUACACCUUUUCCAUGUGGUAACUGAUUUUAAUGACAAUCUUAUUUCUAAUAGGCAUUUCAAGUUGGUGUAUUGCAUUUGUCAUUUGUUGGGCAUGAUGUCCUGUUGUCUUAAUCCAAUUCUAUAUGGAUUUCUUAAUAAUGGGAUUAAAGCUGAUUUAAUGUCCCUUAUACACUGUCUUCAUAUGUAAUAAUUCUCACCGUUUACCAAGAAAAGAACAAAUUCUGGGGUCAUAUAAAAUAUAUUUAUGAUAACUAUUUAUGUAUAAUAAAUAGAAAUUUUGUUAACAUGGAAUUUAAUUUAUGUGAAAGAGUUCUGGAUUCGAAUGUCAGUUCAUAAUAUAUGGAAGAUAUUUUUAUGUGUUAUAGUGGGAUUAAUUUAUUUAGUGGUGCAGUCAGUGUCAAUCCAAUCUGUAAUUUCAUUUUAGAAAGUUGUAUUACCUUCCACUUCCAUGUUGUCUUAUAAACAAAUGAAUUGUAUUUUUUGUAGAAACUAAAAGUUAUAUCUAACCAACUCAGUACUUUUGUCCAAAAAUAUAGUAAGAAAAAAUUUUUCUUGAGGAACUUUUAAUUUCAAACUUGAAGAAUAUCUACCAGCUAUCUACAUUCAUUUCUACUCCACAGGCUUCUUAAUGUUUAGUUUGUGAAGUACAGAAAAAAUUUAAUAUGCCUGGAAAAUCAUAACUAAAUGACAGAUGUAUGCCCAAAUUAUGCUUAUAGUCUUUAACAUUAAGUACAGUUUUGGAAGUCCUACAGGAAAAUGCUAUUGCCUAUUGAGAAUUGGUCAAAUUGUCAAUUUAACUCCACUGUCCUAGUAAUACACAAGUAAUUUACCAAAUAAAGAAUUUUAAAUCCUU